Molecule: messenger RNA, 1611 nt
Organism: Auanema sp. JU1783
Lineage: Eukaryota; Metazoa; Nematoda; Chromadorea; Rhabditida; Rhabditidae
Source: the annotation of a GenBank genome assembly
AUGCUCAGCACCUUGGCUCGCACUGGCCGUUUGGCCACCCGCCGUUGCUUCUCCUCGGCUUCUUUGGAUGCCCAUAGCCAGGUUGUCGAUGACCAAAAGCCAAUGGAAGAGCAGAUCAACCCAUCUUUCUUCAAGAUGGUUGACUACUAUUUCGACAAGGGAGCACAGGUUCUUGAGCCCAAGCUUGUGGAGGAACUCAAGUCCAACGUUAUGUCCAACAAGGACAAGAAGAACGUUGUUAACGGCAUCCUCCGCUCUAUUAAGCCAGUUAACAAGGUCCUCUACAUCACUUUCCCAAUCCGUCGUGAUAACGGAGAGUUCGAGGUUAUCGAAGCCUGGCGUGCUCAGCACUCCGAGCAUCGUACACCAACAAAAGGAGGUAUUCGGUACUCCAUGGAUGUUUGCGAAGAUGAGGUCAAAGCUUUGUCCGCUCUCAUGACUUACAAGUGUGCUGCCGUCGAUGUUCCAUUCGGAGGAGCUAAGGGAGGAGUUAGAAUCGACCCCAAGAAAUACACCGACUACGAAAUCGAAAAGAUCACUCGCCGUAUCGCUGUUGAGUUCGCCAAGAAGGGAUUCCUCGGACCCGGAGUUGAUGUCCCAGCCCCUGACAUGGGAACCGGAGAACGUGAAAUGGGAUGGAUCGCUGAUACCUACGCCCAAACUGUUGGACAUCUUGACAGAGAUGCUUCCGCUUGCAUCACUGGAAAGCCAAUUGUCUCUGGAGGAAUUCACGGACGUGUUUCUGCCACCGGAAGAGGAGUCUGGAAGGGAUUGGAAGUAUUCGCCAAUGACGCUGAGUACAUGAGCAACAUCGGACUCACCACAGGACUUGCUGGAAAGACCGUUAUCAUCCAAGGAUUCGGUAAUGUAGGACUUCACACUAUGCGUUACCUCCACAGAGCCGGAGCCAAGUGCAUCGGAAUCCAAGAAUACGAUUGCGGAGUCUUCAACCCAGAUGGUAUGCAUCCAAAGGAACUCGAAGACUGGAAAGAGAAGACUGGAAGCAUCAAGAAUUUCCCAGGAGGAAAGAACUUCGAACCUUUCGAGGAGCUCAUGUACGAGAAGUGCGAUAUCCUCGUUCCAGCCGCUUGUGAGAAAUCUAUUCACAAGGAAAACGCUACCCGUAUCCAAGCUAAGAUCAUCGCUGAAGCCGCCAACGGACCCACAACCCCAGCCGCUGAUAAGAUCCUCCUUGCUCGUGGAGAUUGCCUCAUCAUUCCAGACAUGUACGUCAACUCUGGUGGUGUGACCGUUUCUUACUUCGAAUGGCUCAAGAAUCUCAACCACGUUUCUUAUGGACGUCUUACCUUCAACUAUGAGAGAGAAGCUAACGCUAUGCUCCUCAGAUCUGUCCAAGACUCUGUCGAGGAGGCUCUUAACCAAAAGGUCCCAAUCAAGCCAAACGCUGAUUUCAACGCUAAAAUGGCUGGAGCCAGCGAGAAGGAUAUUGUCCACUCUGGACUCGAAUACACCAUGCAAAGAUCAGGAGAAGCUAUCAUCAGAACCGCCCACAAGUACAACCUCGGACUUGACAUCCGUACUGCCGCUUACGUCAACGCUAUUGAAAAAGUUUACAACACAUACAGAACUGCCGGAUUCACUUUCACAUAA